This is a messenger RNA of Cryptosporidium ubiquitum, 960 nucleotides long. RefSeq lists its product as uncharacterized. Gene Ontology annotation, molecular function: protein binding. Bases 1 to 960 code for a protein of 319 amino acids. The record is from RefSeq and is a predicted model, not a curated record. Gene Ontology annotation, biological process: regulation of translational initiation. Gene Ontology annotation, cellular component: cytoplasm. Lineage: Eukaryota; Apicomplexa; Conoidasida; Eucoccidiorida; Cryptosporidiidae. The transcript is spliced from 2 exons.
AUGAAUUCUUCAGCUUUAAAAGAAGAGGUAAUUGCACUAAAAAGUAUUUAUGGGGAAAGCCUUGAUAGCUCAGACAAAAACGGACUCCCUUCCCCAGGGAUUAUUUUUAAUGGAGAAGAAAGAUCUCUCAAAUAUUUUUCUGAAUAUCUAGACGGCAUUUUAGAAGUUAAAAUUAGCAUUCCAUUUGGUUACCCCCUAGAAACAUCUUCCUUUUCCAUAUCUUCGUGGUACUUUGACAUUCAUUAUCUAACAUAUUCUGAAGAAUUAUCUCAAUCAAGAAGCAUUUCUCUAACUUCCAAUAUAUUCAGACAGUUGAAGGAAUUGAUUGAAAAAAAAAUCGAAAACAAAUCCCCAGUUUUGUUUGAGUUAAUUGAAACUUUAACUUCUUGUAAUAUCGAUCCCGAACAAUACAGAGGUAAAAUAAGUAAUAAAGAACAAAAUAUCGAAAUUGAGAACCAUUUUGAUUCUUUCGACGGAGACAAAAUUUUUGGCAUUGCACAUGGGGAGCCUAUUAUCGAUAGAAAAAGUGUUUUUCAAGCUCAUGCCUGUAAAGUAGAAACAGUUGAACAAGUUAAUAAGGUUAUUAAAUGGUUACUUUCGAAUCCAAAAAUUGCUAAAGCAACACAUAAUAUCUGGUCAUACAGACUAUUCAAAGAGAAAAAUCAUGCAACUUUAUCUGAAGGAUCUUUCCCAAUAGGAUACGAUAUCAUUUCACAAGAUCAUGAUUCUGAUGGAGAAAAUGCAGCGGGAAGCAGACUCCAACAUCUUCUAGGGAUUAUUAAUGCCAAAAAUGUAUUCGUCAUGGUGUCUAGAUGGUAUGGAGGUAUUCAACUUGGGCCAGACAGAUUUAGGCAUAUUAACAAUGCUGCGAGACUGAUCUUGGAGAAAUCUGGUUUGAUAACUAAGACGGAAAGCUUUAAACUACAAUCAUCCAAUAAAAGACAGAAAAAUGGACUUUAG